Messenger RNA from Aureobasidium pullulans EXF-150, 1067 nucleotides. RefSeq lists its product as uncharacterized. The record is from RefSeq and is a predicted model, not a curated record. The transcript has a single exon. NCBI's taxonomy places the organism in Eukaryota, Fungi, Ascomycota, Dothideomycetes, Dothideales, Saccotheciaceae. Bases 156 to 1025 code for a protein of 289 amino acids.
CUUGCCCGCAGUAUUGAGCAGACAGUGAUUGGACAGAAUGACCGCUGUCCAACCAUAGGCGCGAACUAUACUCAGCAUUCUCGAACAACAAUUCUCGCAUCAAGUAUAUCCAAGUAUCCCAGUUCAUCAUUGCUUGCCUCUCAUGUUCGGUCGCCAUGGACAACCUCUCGAACACAAUACUGACCUUCCUCCGAAACGCAUGGAAUCGGAUCAUCCACUUCCCAUCCCGGGCACUGCAUCUGCUCGUCGAGUGUUUCCAUCAUGUUGGCCAAAGCAUCACUUCUUUCCUCUUCUAUGUCCUCCACGGCAUUGCGAUUCUUUUCUUCGCCAUAAUAAAGCUGGUUCUCAUCAUCUUCGGCGCCAUCCUCCUGCUGAACAUAUUAUACAUCACCAUAGCCCUCCUCAUCAACUCUAUCAAGCAAUCACAAGCCCGAAAAGCUGCAAAACGACAACAAGAACAACUCUUGCGAGACUCGGAAGAAGGAUGCCUACUCGCCCAACAACAAGCCCGUGAACAAGAAGAGCUAAGACGACACAUGCUAGCCGAACAGGCAUCAAGACAAAAUAUCCGACAACAACAACAAGAGCAGAUCCAUCGUGAUGAGCACAGAACAACCAUCAACACCGAUCAACAACACAGGAGAAAACAACUCCUCCAUCACCAAACCCAACUCGAACUUACCCGCAACUUCAACCUCUGGCGUGACCGAUGCAACCGACUAUCCCAAAACCUCGCAUCCGUGACCGCAAUCCCACCGCCACCCUCUCAAGAUCUCGCGCAAUCGUACGAGAAUGCAAACCUCACGUUGCACGAGUUGAAAGAGGAACGCAGGUUAUGGCACCCGGAUAAAUGGUGUGGUGUGGAUGAGCGAUAUAGAGCUCAAGUCACCAAGAUGGCAACACAAUGCUUCCAAAUUGUUCAAAGCNACCACCCUCUCUCUCUCUCUCUCUCCACGAACGAAACUAGCGUCCUUCCCACACACAUUCCACAAAAACUUAUUCCAAAAACACUCUCCUUUACAUGACGAAGAAAGCACCGACAAACAGCGCCAACACGCAAAGUCCGA